UGUCCACCGUGUCACACGGCCAGCUUGCCAGAGCGCAAGUUGCCAUGCGCUGCGUCCCCGUCCUCGCCCUCGCCUUCGCUGGCGCCGCCGCCGCGCCAUGGCGCUUCACCUCGACCGAGGCCUACUGCAGCUACCACUGCAGCCCGUAUACGCUGUCGCCGGCCACCGACUGCGCGUCCCGCUGCAGCACGACGAGUCGGCUGCUCAAAGAAGGCAGCGGGCCUGUCGCGCCCAUCGACUUUAUCACGUGCCAGCGCGCCAACCUCAGCGUCGCGCUCACGCUGGGCGACGAUGGCCUCUCGUUCGCCUCGUUCCUCGACGACUUUCAGACCGCCGUCGACGCCAUGGUCAGCGGCGAAAACCCGGUGCUUGGCGCGUGCCACCUGGCGUCGCUCGCGCCGACCAAUGCCAGCACCGACCCCACGAGUCUCGUCCCGACGCUUGUUCAGAUCGAGCGCUGUGCGACCGAGGUCGCGUGCAUGCCUCAGAUCAAAGCGGUGCUCGACGGCGCGGACCCGUUCCUUCGCCUCCUCAGCCGCAGCAACGGCAACGACUCGGGCAGCACGUUGGUGCUGGUGCAUGCCAAUGCGUCGACCGCCGACGCGCUCAACCGGCUCAACUGCACCCACCGCAUCCUGCCGCUGCCGCCGCUCAUGAAGCUGACGCCGUUUGCGCGCAGCGUCAGCAGCGUCCUCUCGGAAGCGCCAGCGAUGGAGAUUGGAUUCAUCGGUCCCGUGAGCAACGAGACAAUCACAGAACUCAACGCGGGACUGCGACAGCUCACGGGCAUCUCGGACGACCUGCUCACAAAACACUCGCCCAAGAGUCUCUACGUGCCGUCGCUGAGCAACUUCAAGGUCUGGUCGACCGUGGUGACGUACCUCAGUCGCCAAGACGCAGUCGUCUUUGUCACUGCGUUUGCAUCGACGCGCCAUUUCUCCGAGCCAAUGCCGCCCCUCUUGCGACGUCUCGACUCCCAAGCCGACAUUGUCGUUGGCGUCACCGAGGCCCAGAACUACGGCAUUUCGGGCAACGAUAUCACCGUCGGCAUCACCGAUACGGGACUCUACAUGGACCACGACCAGUUUGACCAACCUGGCGCAAGGCCGUUUGGUCGCAUCGUGUCGACCAACCGCAAGGUCGUGUCCUACGAAGCGUUUGGCGACCAGUUUGACCAAUCGGAGAACAUCACGUGUGGCCACGGCACCCAUGUCUCCGGUAUCCUUCUCGGGAGCUCGUUGAGCAAAGCACAGCCCAACCUCGGCGUGGCCUUCAACGCCAAAGUGGCCUUUAUGGACAUUGGGACACAGAGCUCGAGAUGCGCCAACCUCCCGAAUGUCAACUGCCCCGUAAGCCUCCAAACGCCGUCGGAUGUCUCCGAUUUGCUCCGCAACCAAGUGCGUGCGGGCGCCAAGAUCUUCUCCUUUUCGUGGGGCACCGACGGCGACGACUACAGCCAACAAGCGCGGGACCUCGACGACUACAUCUUCUCGAACCCCGAGACGCUGAUUGUGAUUGCGGCCGGCAACUCGGGCGACGAAGGCCCGCGCUCAAUCAGCUCGCCCGCUGGCGCCAAGAACGUGCUCAGUGUCGGCGCGUCGAUGAACACGGUCGCCAGCCUCGCCUCGACGCUCAACUGCCCCAACAUCUUCAACCCCAACAGCGUCGCCUCUUUUUCGUCGAUCGGUCCCACGUCGGACGGCCGCAUGAAGCCGGACCUCGUGGCGCCAGGCCAAGUGAUCACGUCGUCCCAGAGCCUCGCCGCCGGCUUGACGACCAAGACAACGCAGGUUUGCCCUCUCCAAGGCACGUCCCAGGCAACGCCCGUCGCUGCCGGUGUCGCUGUUCUUAUCUACGAGUGGCUCCGCGACGGCUGGUGGAAAGCGGGGACCCGCGACGUCUCGAACGGCCUCAAGACGAUUCCCGCUUCGCUCAUCAAGGCGCUCAUGAUCCAUAGCGCAACGGGCUUGAAGAAUCGCAUCGGUCCGCUCCGGGGCCUCGUGACGUGCUCGUUUGUGCAGCAGACGGCGACGUCGCUGUCGUACCCCGACUUUAACCAAGGCUACGGGCUGCCGCAGCUCUCCAACAUUGCGUCCUUUGGUCCAUCGGCGGUCCCCAAGGUGUUUUUCCUGCCAAAUUCAACCACGAGCGCGCCCACUCUGCGCCACGGCGGGCUGCACACGUACAGCUUUACCGUGCUGCCAGGGCAGUCGCUCCGUGUCACACUGGUGUGGACCGACCCGCCGGGCUCUAUGGCCGCCACGACGCAGCUCCAAAACAACCUCGACCUCUCGGUGGUCCUUGGCACCACCAUCUUUUACCCGAUUGCGUCGCCCAACGGUCCCGACACUGUCAACAACGUCGAAGUGGUGGAUGUGUCAUACGCGGCAUUGGCCAAAGUGGCAUCGUCGAGCACCUCGGGCGGCAUCGUUGUCGAGGCGCGCAUCGCUGGCACGUCGGUGCUCGUGACCAACACGCAGGCGUACUCGCUCGUCGCGUCAUCGUCGGCCGUUGCGUCCAGCACGCCCAGUGGCACGGCGCCCACGUCGGGCGCCACGUCACCCAACGGUGACAAUCAACCGUCAUCGUCGUCGUCGUCGUCGUCGGGCUUCGAGUGGAAGACGUGGAUGACGAUUGCGGUGGCAGUAGUGGGCGUCGUGAUUGUCGGUCUUCUCGGAGCUCUGUUGCGCCGCCGCAAGGCGCCGGCCUCGGGCUUUGUGCAGACAGUGACGCCCCGCCAAAUGGCGAGGUACCCGGCGGUGGUCGCGGCGCCUGUCCAUGUCCAACCGGAGCGGUGUCCGUUCUGUCCGUUCGUCACGCCCGACCCUGCGGUGCUCGUGAGCCACGUGCAGCACCUGCAUCCCGAAGUGUAACAAGGCGCUGAAUUUCUUUCGAAACCUCGUCUCACCAUAUAUAUGAACCCAAGCUUAAGCAAACCUAGUACAUUGACGCGCUGUAUCUUUGAUUGUGUA
This is a messenger RNA of Saprolegnia diclina VS20, 2972 nucleotides long. RefSeq lists its product as hypothetical. Bases 45 to 2873 code for a protein of 942 amino acids. Gene Ontology annotation, molecular function: serine-type endopeptidase activity. Lineage: Eukaryota; Oomycota; Saprolegniomycetes; Saprolegniales; Saprolegniaceae. The record is from RefSeq and is a predicted model, not a curated record. Gene Ontology annotation, biological process: proteolysis. The transcript has 10 exons.